UUCCCCACAACGAGGGCGUUCGACCACCGGUGGUGGGAGGUGUAUGACGACGUCUACUCCAUCCUGCACCGCCAGGCGCUCAAAUCCUCCAAGUCCGCCUCCUCCUCCGCCUUCAACUCCCGCUCCACCCUCGACACCACCGCUGCUGCCACUGCAGCUGCUGCUGAGAAGGCUGGUGGUGGGGGGAGUGGAGGGGUUGGGGGGGCGGGGGAGAGCUUGGAGGCGGUGGCGACUGCUGCCCGGCUGGCAGCAGCAGCGGCGGCAGCAGCAGGGUCGCCCUCGGAGCCGCCCCAGCUGGCGCCGCAGUGCCAGCGGAACUACAUGGCGUAUGCCCGCAAGGCACCGAUAACGGACAAGUUCAGUGUGAUCAUCAACUGCUUUGACCGCUUCGACCUGAUGCUCUACUUUGUGCGGCGCUACGCGCGCUUUGAGUUUGUGCACAAGGUGUACAUCGUGUGGGGCAACACGCGCGUGACGCCCUUCCACCCCGCCUACUUCAACGUGUCCAAGCCCGUCGAGAUCCUCUACUCCGGCAUCGACUCGCUCAACGACCGCUUCAAACCCAUCCGCUCCCUGGAGACAGAGGCAGUGCUGAUGUGUGACGACGACAUCGAGGUGCAUCCAGGUGCGCUGCGAGUGGCGUUUGAGCGGUGGCAGGAGGAGAAGUACCGCCUCGUCGGCUUCUUCCCGCGCGCGCACUACCGCGAGGUCAACGGGCCGCGCAGCGGGCAGAUGACAUACGUGCUGACGCCGCGGCAGGAGUACAGCAUCGUGCUCACCAAGAUGUUCCUCAUGCACGGCGACUACCUGCGCGCGUACACCUGCAUCAUGCCGCAGCGUGUGCGCGAGUAUGUGGAGCGCAACAAGAACUGCGAAGACAUCACCAUGAACUUGGUGGUGACGCAGCUGUCGGGGCUGCCGCCGCUGCUGAUGGAGGACCCCACCAAGCUCGACUACGGCACGUCGUCCGGGCUGUCGUCCCGCGGGAGCCACGACAACUCCAGGUCCGUGUGCAUGAACGACAUUGCCAUCAUGCUGGGGUACAUGUCACUGCGCAACACAUCCGAGGCCGUCACCUACUUCGAACGAGACAAGAUGGUCAAGGUGGUGAGACGGCGGCGGCUGAGCACGGCGGCGCACAUGGUGUUUGAGCCGGUGUUUGACGCGUUUGAGCACCGCGGCAGCAAGCAGUUCCUGAAGCAGCUCACCUUCCAGCACCCCCUCAUCACCACGGAGAUCGCCCAAGUGCCCACGCACACCGUCAACCGGCACGUCAUGUGCAUCAAGGGGGACAACGACGAGGACAUGGACGACCCGGCGCGCAACCAGUACACGCUGCUCGACUUCGCCUCCGUGCCCCCGGACGCGGGGCACCUCUCAGGCAGCACCUUCAUCGCGCACAGCCAGUGGGGCUUCGAGGGCCGCUUCACACUGCUGCACCUCGCCUCCUCCCUCGCCACGUGGCGCCGCUCCCACGGCUGCUUCGGCCCCGCCCGCCUCAUGCUCUUCCAGGAUGGCAUGCUCCGCACGCAGAUAUCAGCGUGGGCCAGCAACCUGCUCAAGGCAGUGCUGGGGCCGGGAGCAGCGCCGCCGUUCAAGCCACCGGACGGGGUGACGCCGCAGUGUCUGGAGAACGCGGUGGUGCUGCGGCAGCGCGACACCUUCAACGCCGAUGAGUGCAGCAGCGACGCUCAAGAGCUGCGCCGCAUUGUCCGUGCCUUCUGCCACACGCGAGUGCCAGCAGUGGCAGCAGCAGAGGACCCCCCGGCACUGCUGGGCGAGGAGGGCAUGGACGUGCGCAUAGCGUUUGCGGGCGACGCGGACAACUGGGCGCGCAUGCCGUGGUUCAACUUCUCCCUCGCCGCCACCUGGAUCCGCCAGGAGUGCGCCGUCUUCUCGCUCUCCUGCCAGGUGGCCACCGUGCCACGAGGGGAGUUCUGCCGCGUCAAGGUUUUGGGCCUGGGCCGAGCGGACAUCGUGAUUGGUCCGUGGGGAGACCGGGCUUUGGACAACAUAAUAUUCCUGCUGCCCGGAACAGCGGUGCUGGAGCUGUACCCAUCGAACGCGCAUGAGGAGGACCGCAAGACCGCCAAGCUCGAGGCCGAGUGCCUUGACCUCGCCUAUGAGCAGAUGCGCAUGGACGUGGCAAUGAAGGACGUGCUGUCGUGGGUGAGCAAGCACCUGGAGACGCUGGGGCGGCGGCAGAAGGGCGGCGCAGAGGAGGGCGAGCCCACCUUCCUCGAGACCUGCGUGCACCGCAACCUGCGCUACUGA
Closterium sp. NIES-65 is the source of this 2274-nucleotide messenger RNA. NCBI's taxonomy places the organism in Eukaryota, Viridiplantae, Streptophyta, Zygnematophyceae, Desmidiales, Closteriaceae. The record is from the annotation of a GenBank genome assembly.